AUGGACGUCCCGGACAAUGGCCGUACCGCAACCGAGGCGUCUCUCGAAAUGGAAGAAAGUUGGACUGCCGACACAUUUCAUGGCAACUUGAUAUUCUCAAUACUGGUCGUGGAUAGUCGGGAUCUGCAGGAUAGUGAAAACGGUUUGCACGUUUCCUUGGAUUCAGUCGAGUUCCGACGGAUAUCUAGAGCAAGGAUAUACCUAGGUAUCUGCAUGGCUAUCUCUAGACCCUCGAGCUCUUUUCCCCGAUUUCUAGCAAUGAGAAUGGAAAAGCGUACGAGGACCCUGUCAACUCCAUAA
Messenger RNA from Blastomyces gilchristii SLH14081, 300 nucleotides. RefSeq lists its product as uncharacterized. The transcript has 3 exons. The record is from RefSeq and is a predicted model, not a curated record. The coding region runs from base 1 to 300 and encodes 99 amino acids. NCBI's taxonomy places the organism in Eukaryota, Fungi, Ascomycota, Eurotiomycetes, Onygenales, Ajellomycetaceae.